CCCGCCUGGCCCAUGGCGGGGCCGCGGGACCCCGCGGAGCGCUGCUCCUGCCGCAACACCAACUGCGUGGAGCGGCCGCUGCGCCGGCUCUUCGAAGGGCUGGCGAGCGCCGUGGCCGCCUGCCCCUGGCCCUUCGUGCUGGUGCCGCUGCUGCUGUCCGGCGUGCUGGGCGCCGGCUUCGUCUUCUUACCGCAGCGGCAGGCGAACGACAUCGAGGAGCAGUUCACGCCGACGUGGGGGCCCGCCAAGGCCGAGCGCGACUUCGUGCGGCGGCACUUCCCCACCGACGACUCGGAGCGCUUCUCCGCCCCGCGGCUGCCCACCGAGGGCGCCUACGCCGCCCUCAUCGCCGUGGCGACGAACGGGACCUCGGUCCUGGAGCCGGCGGCGUGGGCAGAGGUGCUGCGGCUGAACGCGGCCGUGCGCGACGCCGACUACGAGCGGCUCUGCGCCCGCACCGCCGGCGGCUGUGCCAGCCCCAACCCGCUGCUGUCGCGGCGGGGCGAUGCGGGACCGCCCGCCCCGGGCAGCCUCCGCUUCCCCGUCAACGGCAGCGAGUUCCUGGGGGCCGCGCUGGGCGGCGUGGAGACGGACGGCGGGCGGCUGCUCGGGGCGCGGGCCCUGAAGCUGGUGUAUUACCUGCGGGAGGACGGCCCCGAGGCAACAAGAAGAGGAAAAGUGCUUUAUCGUUUCUUGUUGUUUUAACGGCAGGUGACUUACUUUACCUCGCUGUCCAGACAAGAGGAGUUUGAAGGCAAUACCAGGAGUGUGAUCCCGCUCUUCUCCAUAACAUAUUUCCUGACAAUAACCUUUUCAAUCAUCUCUUGCCUAAGACUGAACUGCAUAAGAAAUAACACCUGGCUUGCAAGCUGUGGAGUGCUUUCUUCUGGCUUAGCAGUAUUAAGCAGCUUUGGAUUGCUGCUCUUCUGUGGAGUGCCAUUUGUGGUCACUGUAGCAAAUGCACCAUUCCUGAUUCUGGGGGUUGGCGUUGAUGACAUGUUCAUCAUGAUUGCUUCCUGGGAACAAAGUUUAAGGAAAAAAGAGAAGUCCAAUGUUAAAUCUCUGCUGGCUGAGACUUACACAGAGGCAGCGCUUUCUGUGACCAUCACCACUCUGACAGAUGUUUUGGCCUUCUUCAUUGGCACCUGGACUGCUUUUCCAUCCGUGAGGUCUUUUUGCCUCUAUACGGGCACAGCUUUUGUCUUCUGCUAUGUAUAUACCCUGACCUUCUUUGGGGCAGUUCUGGUAUUAAAUCACAAAAGGGAGCAAGGGAACCGACACUGGCUGACUUGUAUGCGUGUGGAUGUAGGUAAAGAUCAGGCUGAGAACUCCUGCUUGUACAAUGCUUGCUGUAUUGGCAGCUGUUCUGGGCAGCCAUCUCAGCCAGAAGGUGAGCAUCCAAUGAGCACAUUCCUUAAAAAAUAUUAUGGCCCUUUUAUUACAAAUAAAUGGAUCAAGGUGCUCAUGGUGUUGCUGUAUGGAGCAUAUUUGGGUGGCAGCAUUUAUGGGUGUACUCAGAUCAGGGAAGGCAUUGAUCUCCGAAAUCUGGCAAAUGAUGCCUCCUACGUUAUUCCAUACUAUGAUGAUGAAGACAAAUACUUCUCCACAUAUGGACCCCGGGUCAUGGUUGUCAUUGCUGAGAGUGUAGAUUACUGGAAUGAGUCGGUGCGUCUUGGCAUUGAGAGCUGCACACAGAAUUUAGAGAACAUUCCCUAUGUAGAUAAGAACUACUCGGAGUCAUGGCUGAGAGUAUACACAGGACUUGCCAAAAGGGGUUUGCUCAUUCCCAACCCAUUGUGCUGCUUGUGGGUGACUUUUGCUAUAGCCUCUGUUAUAGUUGGCGUUGCUGGUUUCAUGACAUUCUGGAACGUCAACCUCGAUUCCAUAUCCAUGAUCAACCUGGUCAUUUGCAUUGGGUUUUCAGUAGAUUUUUCUGCUCAUAUUUCCUAUGCCUUUGUUACGAGUGGAGAGUCAUCAGCCAAUAAAAGGUCAAUUGAAGCUCUGUCCCUGCUAGGUUACCCAGUUCUACAGGGUGCAGUUUCUACAAUACUAGGCGUAGCUGUCCUGGCUGCAUCAAACACCUAUAUCUUUAGGACAUUCUUCAAGAUCAUGUUCCUUGUUAUUUUGUUUGGGGCUCUUCAUGGUCUUGUUUUUAUUCCAGUGUUUUUAACCUUUUUUGGAAACUUUGGCAGUUCACCUCACAAUACCGUGUCUAAAAAGUUAGAGCAUAGGUUUAGAAAUGAUAAAGACUGUCCAUGA
This is a messenger RNA of Lonchura striata (white-rumped munia), 2259 nucleotides long. Lineage: Eukaryota; Metazoa; Chordata; Aves; Passeriformes; Estrildidae. The record is from RefSeq and is a predicted model, not a curated record.